Molecule: messenger RNA, 2810 nt
Organism: Nerophis ophidion (straightnose pipefish)
Lineage: Eukaryota; Metazoa; Chordata; Actinopteri; Syngnathiformes; Syngnathidae
Exons: 9
Coding region: 994-2757 (587 amino acids)
Source: RefSeq, a predicted model, not a curated record
CCAACUGUUGAUGUUCCAUUUCAACAUUCUCCUCGUACAGAUGUGAGCGAUGAACCGACUUCAUCCCUCCAACAGACACCAACUGUUGAUGUUCUAUCGCAACAUUCUCCAGAUUCAGAAGUGAGCGAUAAAAAGACUUCAUCCCUCCAACAGGUUCAUCAUCUGUCAGUUAAUGAUGGGGUAAUUCCUGAUGGAGACUCUUCCAGCUUUAGUGACGAGAUACCGGAUCUUGAAUACUCAGACAAUACCGAUUGUGACGAUAAAACCUAUGUUCCAGACUCAAGAGGCAGUUCUUCAGAUUCAAGUGUUUGCAGCAGUGAUCUAGGAGUCACACCAGGUCUCUACCAAAAUAUUUUAAAGGACACCAUCAAAUCAUUUGGUUUAGUCAAAACAGAGAGUGAAAUCACCAUUUCAAGCAAACCUGGAAGUUUCAGUUCAUCAUUAGCAAGCAGUGGUCCUAGUGCUUUUGAAACAGUUUGUUGCGCUGAUUCUUCAAAGACCACUUCAAAAAAUAUCAGCUCCAUAAAAGUUUUACCAUUUCUCAAAACAGACAAGCAAAGCAAGUACAACAAGAAACAAUACUGUCUGUAUUGUAAUAAGUCUCUCUCUAAAUUGGCAAGGCACCUCCAAGUGGCACACAGGGACCAACCUGAUGUUGCAAGGGCUUUUAGUCAUGGUAAAAAAUCUACCAAAAGAAGGGAGUUAUUACAGAGUUUGAAGAAGAGGGGAAACUUUCAACAUAACGCUUCUGUGGCAAGCACAGGAUCCGGAGAGUUAGUCGCUUGUCGAAGACCCACUGCAGCUAAACCUCCUGAUCAGUAUGGUCACUGCAAGUAUUGUCAAGGACUGUAUGCAAAAGAAUGCCUCUGGAGACAUGUGCCAAGGUGCCCUCAGAAGUCUUUUGAGGCAGGGUCUCAUGGGCAAAGGCAAAACCAGCUGGACUUACCAAAACCUGUUGAAAUCCAUGAUGCUGUUUGGAAAAUUGCCUGUGAAAUGAACCAGGAUGACAUUUCUCUGGUUGUAAAAAGUGAAGGAGAUAUUCUUCGCCUUGGUGAAUCGCUGUACAAUGCCAGGAAACCACAUGAGAGAAGGAAUGAUUAUAUCCGCCAAAAGAUGAGAGAAAUUGCAAGACUUUUAUUAAUGGCAAGGGCUACAACAUCUUUGAGGACCACAGAAGAUCUCGUUAUGCCCAAGAACUUUCUCAUUGUGAUAGAAGCAGUUAGAGCUGUUGCUGGUUAUGAUGUAGAAAGCAACACUUAUAAAACACCAUCAUUGGCUCUAAAACUCGGGCACAGUUUGGCUAAAGUUGCAGGCAUUGUGCAAUGCAAUUCCAUAAUUGCAAAUCGUUCUGAUGUUGCAGAGUCAGCCAAGCAAUUUGCUAUUCUGUAUGAAAAAAAGUGGGCGGAGUCCAUUUCUGCUGCUGCGCUGGGCACACUUAACCAACGCAAAUGGAAUAAACCACAAGUUCUCCCGUUUACAGAAGACGUGUCACGGCUGCACAAGUUUCUUGGCUUCAAAAUUGCUAAAUGCAUGAAGGCUCUGGAGGAAAACCCCAACAGAACAAACUUUGGAUGUCUUGCCAAAGUGACAUUGACGCAGGUAGUGCUUUUCAACAGAAAAAGACAGGGAGAAGUUUCCAAAAUGGAGUUGCAGUCUUUCACAUCCCGAAAUCGCACACAGUUGAAUCCCGACAUUAUGAUGUGCCUUUCUGAGUUUGAGAAAAAACUUGCGAAGCACUUCGACAGAGUAGAGAUACGUGGCAAACGAUCUAGAAUGGUGCCGGUGCUCCUUACACCGGAAAUGAUUGCUGCUAUGGAUCUCCUGCACAAAAGCAGAAAGGAAUGUGGCGUUCACUCAGAGAAUAUAUACCUAUUCGCAAGGCCAGGUGUCCGCUCCUCAUACAGAGGUUCGGACUGCCUACGCAAGUAUGCACAUGAGUGUGGUGCAAUGAACCCAGAGGCACUUACAUCCACAAAAUUACGGAAACAAGUUGCUACUCUGUCAACAUUGUUAAAUCUCAAAGACAAUGAAAUGGACCAACUAGCGUCCUUUCUUGGACACGACAUCCGUGUACACAGGGAGUUUUACAGGCUUCCAGAGAGUACCCUGCAACUCGCAAAAGUAAGCAAAUUGCUAAUAGCAAUGGAAAAAGGAAAACUAUCGGACUUGCAAGGAAGAGGACUCGAGGACAUUGAGAUAAAUCCUGAUGAGGAAGUUGCCAUGACUGAUGAUGAUUCUGAAGAAGAUACAGCUGACCUAAAAGAAAAAGGCACAAGAACUGAGUCCCUUGGGGAACCACCGUGCACACCUAAUCAAAACACCUUAAAUAACAUGGAGGACACUUCUGACUCUGUUGUGCUGGAUGGCAAAACCAUUAGCAGCACUCCGCCAAGAAAUGAUUCACAGCAGGACACCGCGGUGGAAGUGGGUUUUUCUCAAGCUUCUUCAACGUGCUCCACUCAAAAGCGAGAUUCACAGCAGGACAAAGCGCUGAAAGUAGGUAUUUCUCAAGCUUCUUCAACACGCUCCACUCAAAAGCGAGCUGCAAAGGUGAGAAGCAAGUGGACAGGUGAAGAAGUGGAAGCAGUUGAACGACACAUGUUGCAUUUUAUAACUGGCAACAAAGUGCCAGGUAAAAAAGAUUGUGAAGCCUGCCUCCAGAAAGAACCAGUAGCUCUACAAGACAGAGAUUGGUUUGGCAUAAAGUACUACAUCCAUAACAGAGUCAUAUCAAAAAAAAGAAAAAUGUUGAAGUAAAACAAAGAAACAUUUUUGUUUUUCCACAUGUUCUGUGGUAGUUUGAAUAUGUU